Messenger RNA from Aphis gossypii (cotton aphid), 3227 nucleotides. RefSeq names its product mitochondrial ornithine transporter 1-like. The coding region runs from base 741 to 1964 and encodes 407 amino acids. The transcript has a single exon. Gene Ontology annotation, biological process: mitochondrial L-ornithine transmembrane transport. The record is from RefSeq and is a predicted model, not a curated record. Gene Ontology annotation, molecular function: L-ornithine transmembrane transporter activity. NCBI's taxonomy places the organism in Eukaryota, Metazoa, Arthropoda, Insecta, Hemiptera, Aphididae.
GCGGCAAUGUUAUCAACAUCGCGAUCGCGUACAGCCGCUUCAGCUGAUAACCGUUCGGCGGCCAGUGACCGCGGUUGCGGCGGCAGUCGCCGUAACAGCCACUGCCGACGUUAUCAUCACGAACGCGGUCGACGUUAUCAAAGACGACGCCGUCGGCGCGAGCAGCGAUAUUAUUAACGUUUUAAUCAACGACAUCCGGAUUUCGGAUUACGGUGCCACAGGGCGCGCCGAUCAAAGGCCAGGGCACGUGCGACUCGCCUCAAACGUUCAAGGCCAACGGUUUUGUCGCUCUCAAGUCGUACAACGGAAUCGACAAGUAGCGCGCCCGGCUGCCGGACACGCGACCGACCCGUCGUUUCAUUGUCGAACACGACUUGUUCACGUUUCGCCGUCGUCGUCGUUCACCGUUCGAUCACGUGUGAACAAUAUUAAUAAUAUUAUGCUCGUCGCCGCGAAACGUACUACGCCGCCGCACACUCUAACAGUUGACCGCCGCGUGCUCACACGACGACUCGACGUCCGUCCGAUCGCCGGCUGAACAGAGACCGAUUAACGUUAUCAUCGUUUCGCGUGUGUGCGUUCAAUCGCCGUCGUCCCGAACGAACGGCGGGAGAGGAGCUGCUGCCCGUCGCUCGCCCGCUCGUCAAUAACCGUCGUCCGCGUUCAGUGACGGUCGCGGAUCGCUGCCGCGCCGAGAUUGUCGUGUGUUUGUCGAUCUGUUCGAAAUAACUCGACCGGAUAUGGCGGCUGCCGUUUCCGACGAGUUCCUGCCGCACGAGCGGCCGGAAGAGAUGACCACCACGUCGCCGCUGGUCGGCCUGGCCAGCGGGUGCGCCGGCGCCGUGGCCCUCGUGUACGUGGGCCAGCCGCUGGACACGGUCAAGGUGCGCAUGCAACUGUCCACGGCCACCCAGGCCGUGACUUCCGGCGGCGGCGGCGGCGUGUCCAUGUGGGGUUGCGUGCGCGACAUGUGGCGUCAGGCCCUGGUGACCCCGGCGCCGCAUCACCGGCCGCUGACCACCAACGGCGCUGCGGCCGGAGCCGUGGUCGAGGCGUGCCCGUUGACGGCCACCGGCCAGUCGACCAGCAGAGCGGCCGCCGCCGGACGGAUGGCCCGGCUCAUGUACGCCGGCACGGGGCCCGCGCUGUUGGCCAACGUGGCCGAAAACGGUGUGCUGUUCGCGGCGUACGGCCCGUGCCAGCGGUUGGUGGCGUUCGCGAUGGACCUGUUCGGCGGCGGCGGCGGCACCGACACCGGUGUGGUGGACGUGGAGAAAAAACUCGGCCCCGCCGGCAUGGCCACGGCCGGCAGCUUGGCGUCGCUGUGCUCGGCGUUCGCGCUGUGUCCCACCGAACUGAUCAAGGUCCGUCUGCAGGCGGCCGAUCUGGACAGGGCCAACUCAGUUUCCGGCGGCGCGUCGUCGGCCGGACGUCCGCACCGCGCCGCCGGCGCCCUGCAAGUGGUGGCCCGGGUGUGGACCACCGAGGGCGGUCUCCGGGGCAUGUAUCGCGGACUGGGCUCGACGGUGGCCCGCGAGAUGCCCGGCUACUACGUGUUCUUCCUGGCGUACGAGGCGAGCCGCACGUACCUGACCGAUUGGCAUUACAGUACGUUGGGCUCGUUGAUGCACACCGCCGUGCCGUCGGCUAAAGAACACCGAGAAGAUCCGACUUGGGUGACCAUGGCGGCGGGUGCGGCAGCCGGCACGUGUCUAUGGCUUGUCGUGUAUCCGGUGGACGCGAUCAAGUCUCGAAUUCAAGCGGCAGGCGGUGCGGGCAGUACGGUGACGGAAAGUCCUAGCGGCGGUUUCUUGAGGGCCAUGGCGCUGUCCGUGCGCGACGAGGGGCCUCUGGCCCUUUAUCGCGGCCUGGCGCCCACCUUGCUGCGUACCGUUCCCGCGUCGGCCGUCAUGUUUUGGACUGUGGAACGUACCAAAACACUGCUGACGGGUUAUGGGCUAUGAGAUUUUUAUUUUGUGUAUUCCUGUAUUUGGUCGAUAAUGUUAAGAUACCUAUGUGUCGUUGGAUAAAUUCAAGUAUGCUUGUUUGUCAAUGUAGGUAUAAUACCAUCCACGGGAGACAAUACAGAUUUGGUAUUAUGUUUGAAGCGGGUUUUCAAUUUUAACGACAUAAACAAUAUUUAAUAGGUAGUUAAACAUAGCAAUCGAUUUGAUUUGUUAUUUAUUUAUCAGUUGCCUACUCUAGAGUACCUCUGUAGUAUUAGUUAAUAAUUACUCUUGUUAGAAUUCAAUUUAAUAUUUCAAUCAUAUCUCUGUGUGUAUAGUAUGUUACAAGAUGCUAUGAUAGUCAACAGUAGUUACCAAUAAUUGGCCCGAGCCAAUCAUUUAUGACUAAUAUAAUAUCAUAGGUUUAACUGCACUUGUAAGCUACCAUAUUGUAGUCUUGGAUUUUUAAUUGGCACAUUAUAUAUAUUUAUUUUUGCUUAAAAUGUGCAAGCUAUAUUUUACUUUGUUUCCUAAUUACAUUUUUACUAUAAGCUACACUACCAAAGAAGUAAAGAUUUUUCAUUUUCAAUUUAAAAUAUGAUUAUUUUAAUCAUUGACGGAACACUAAACAAAUGUCAUAUAACAUUCAACACAGACACAAUUAUUUUGUUUCUAAAAAAAUAACUUAGAUCCGAGGGUUGUAACUGAUAAAUUAUAUAACAUUAUGUUGUAAAAAAAAAUGUAUUUACAGACUGUUAUGUAAUAAAUUCAUUUUUAUUGUUAUUUACGAUCAAGUAUCAAUUGCGAGGAAUCUUAAUUAUUUUUUUUAUUAAAAUUGCCUAUACAAUCCCCUUAAAAUUGUUAUUGUUGUGUUGUAUUCAGUGUAGUAUAGGUAAUAUUAUAUACUAAUAUGAUAUAUAAAUCAUAAAUAUGUCUUCCAUAUUAUAAUGUAUGUCUUCCAUGUAUUGCUCAGUUAUUGUUAUUGUUGAUUGUCAUUUUAGUUAAUUGUUACUAUUACCAUUUUGUAUAAAAUUUUUUUAUUUUUUUUCUUAGUCGAUAAGUAAUAGUUGUUAAUUACCUACCUGUUAUAUUUAUUUUAUUUGUAACCAUAUGAUGACAUUGUCAUUAGUCAUUACCAUCACUCAUGCGUUGUGUAAAUUGUAGUUUUUUUUAUGUUGAAAAAUUUGUCUCACUCAACCAACACCUUAAUUUUUUAUUUAUAUGUAUAUUAUUACUUAGUCAUUGGAUGUAUUUAUGGAAUAGAGUUUGUAGACUGCUGUA